Xenopus tropicalis (tropical clawed frog) is the source of this 3760-nucleotide messenger RNA. It is a transcript of the gene asxl1, whose product is annotated as ASXL transcriptional regulator 1. The transcript has 13 exons. Lineage: Eukaryota; Metazoa; Chordata; Amphibia; Anura; Pipidae. Bases 144 to 3041 code for a protein of 965 amino acids. The record is from RefSeq and is a predicted model, not a curated record. Gene Ontology annotation, cellular component: nucleus. Gene Ontology annotation, biological process: regulation of DNA-templated transcription.
UUUCCUUUGAGUCACUUGUUCCUGGGGCGGGGCGGAAGUGUUUGUGCGUGGUGCAUUGUGGGGAGUGUGGUUCCGGUGAGCCGAGCUGUAGCUCCCACAGCAGCCGAGCAGCGAUCGGAACUAACACCCAACUCGGAGCCAAAAUGAGAGACAAACAGAAGCGGCGCAGGGAGCGGACAUGGGCGGAAGCAGCGAGGAUGGUUCUGGAGAAUUACUCUGAUGCCCCAAUGACUCCAAAGCAAAUUCUACAUGUGAUUGAAAGCGAGGGGCUCAAAGAAACCAACACUGGCUCCUCCCCCCUUGCCUGCCUGAACGCCAUGCUGCACUCCAACUCCCGGACUCGCGAGGCGCUCUUUUACAAACUGCCAGGGCGCAUCAGUCUAUUCACAAUGAAGAAAAAUGCGCUGCAGUGGUCCCGUGCCGUGCCCGCGUCAGAGGAUGGCGACACUGAGGAUCCAGCAGAUACAGAAGGAGCAAAAUGGAGUGAAGGCAAAGUGCCAAGUGCUGAAGAAGCUUGCAUUGGUGCCUCUUGUUCCAGGGAGUUGCACUGCAGGGAGACAAGGUCCCUGGUACAGAUGAAUAAGCAAAAGCGGAGAAGUGCUGUCCUGCUCCCACGUGUGGUGCUGACGCCACUGAAAGUCAAUGGAGCACAUCUGCCUUCUACUUCCGGUUUAUCUGUGCAUCGUGGGAGCCGGGAGUCGAGCCGAGUCCGCGCAGUGGGCGGGAGUUUGAGCUUUCAGAGACGAGCAGCAUUCAGUAGAGAUGGGGCCCAUCCUCUGAGGGGAAUCCGUGGCCCUGGGCCAGGGCAAGUCAGAAAGAGCCGAGUAGAGGAAAUAGAUUUUGAGACCCCAGGUUCUAUCCUUGUGAACACAAAUCUCCGUGCCCUGAUGAACCUGAGAACCUUCAAUGCACUUUCCACCAACCUCCAGCAGCAGCUUCUUCUCCUUCUGCCCGACGUGGACCGGCAGGUCAGUGCAGAAGGGCAGAUACGGAUGAGCCCCAGCGCACUGAAUAAUGAGUUCUUUGCCCAUGCCUGCCAGAGGUGGCGUGAGAGAUUGGCUGAUGGGGAAUUGACGCCUGAGAUGCAGCUGCGCAUACGACAGGAGAUGGGCCGAGAGAAGAAGGUAGAAGGUUGGAAGGAGAAGUUCUUUGAAGAAUUUUAUGGACAAAAAUCAGGGCUUGCUGAGGAACACUUCUCCGAUGAAGAGGAGAAGAAUGGCCGGACGGAGAGCCGGAGAGUUCCACGUGGUGCCCAGAUAAAGGCAACGGAGGCUCGGCCUGGGGACAUGUCUGUGCCAAGACAGGAAAGAAGAGUUAAAGAAAUAAAGGUGACGGAGGCUCUGCCUAAGGACAUGUCUGUGCCAAGACAGGACAGGGGAGUUAAAGAGAGAAAGGCGACGGAGGCUCCGCCUAAGGACGUGUCUGUGCCAGGACAGGACCGGAGAGGCAGAAUUACCAGAGGGAAGGAAGGGAAAGAAGAGACUGGGGCAGUUGAAGUGAGCCCAGAGAUGAGCGAGUCUCCCACAGUGUGUGUAAUGGGAGCAGGGACAGAGCCUGGGGGUGCAGAGGCCCAUAUUGCCCCCAAUGGUUCCCAGAAUCUCCCCACUUUCCCUGACAGAGUCCCUGCCCCUCAUCCACACAGUUCUGAGCAAAAGAGAAAGAUGGAGACAGAGUCUUAUAGCCCUUCCGUCGAGAAGAAACCCCGAAUGGAGCAGCGUCGGUCCUUUCGUAACACAAUUCAGAGUGUUUACACAGAAAAGCCACAGCCCACCAAAGAAGAACCCAAAGUCCCACCAAUUCGGAUCCAACUUUCUCGGAUCAAGCCUCCCUGGGUUUAUAAAGGUUUGCCAGCUCAGCAGUCCUAUCCCCGGAUCAUCCCAAACCCUGAUCCCCCUGGGGGCGGGCCUCCUCCCCGCUCACCUCCUGACAGUCAGACCAGUGCAAUUGGGGGAGGAGGGGGCCCGGGAGGAGGCAGAACCAUUAAGGCAAGAAAGGAAUCCUGGAAGCGAGAGGUCAGACAACCCACAAAGAGAGACCCCACAAAGCCACGUGCAGGUUUGUUCCGAACACAAUUACUGUCGCCCACAGCCAUAAGGAACAGUCUGUCUAAAGCCCUGGGAAAACGUGGCACCGGGAGCGGGUGUUCCUCGCCCGUCAGGACUGAGUUGGGCCCCUCAGCCUGCUCUGUAAUUGGCAAGGCCAACGAGUUCAGUAUGGCUGGAGCUUCUGCAAAUGGACUGUCCCUAUCGGAGGUUUGUGCUGCACGCUGGGCAUAUGAGCCGGGCACUGACCAUGGCAGAGACUCUGUCCAACCAAGUAAUGUUACUUCUCGCCAGAGGAAACCUUAUGCCAACCCUUCUGCUGUUGGUACCAUGGGCUCUGUACCCUGUAAAGCAUCUGGUCACGGCAGCCAUGUUGGUUCCUUUACUGGGGUUCUUGAUGAUGUGUCAAACAUGUCCCAGAGCAUCAGGAAGCAGCAUACAGUGAAGAGAAGAGAAGUGGACUGCACUCCAUUCCCAGUAAGGUUUCCUCCUGUGUCUCUGCCCGGGGGCAAUUAUAGAAAUGUACAAACCCCCUCCCAUGCCGGCACGACUGUGGCCAUUUACCCCAAGGUUGCUGCUGAUGACUCUGAAUGUGCAGUGAUUGGAUCCUUGAGUCCAACGGGUAAAAUUCUGCCUGCAUCCACCUCUAGAUUCCUCUCCAAGAUUCCAGUUCCACCUAGUGAUUAUCUAGAACCAACAGUCCAUGUCCUGCCAGCUGGACAAUCGUCACCAUGGGGCAAACUGAUUGGCCACUGGCCACAAGUCUUAGUGUCUGUUUAUAAAUCUCUUGGAGAGCUAAACCCAAAGUGUCAGGAUUUGAAGAGGAGGAAUUUCCAGGCUCUUUCGGGCACGUUGGCAGCAGAGGCCUCUGUAAGUGCCCCAUUGCCCCGUGGGUUCCCGGAUGAAGACCUUCAUUCAUGGGCAGCUGGAAAGAUACAGAGAUACCAGCCUGUCGCCCGUGGCCAAAGUGUGCAGCGUAUCCCUCUGCGCCUUUCCUAGGAGAUUCCCAUCGGAUGUGCCGCUCCGCAGCUUUCACCCAGAGGGUCGGAUCUGCCAGUAACGCUGUCUCCAAACCUAACCCUGUGCCAGAAUUCCCUGAGGCUGCGGUGCCGCCGCCUGGUGCCACUCCUUGCCAUUAUUCUCCCGCUCUUCCCAGUAAGUAUGAGCCCCAUUGUGCGAGAGACAGAGACGGGAGCCAUGUUCCUGCAGCCAGUGAGCUGCGAGCAUGUGUGUUGGGCCUCAGUGACUGCGUUUUGUGCCUUGAGAGAAUUCCAGUGGCUCUGGGAGCGCCAAUAGUCACGCCGGUAUUUUCCAUAGAUUUCACUGUAAAUAGCUUUACUUGCCCUUUGUUAGACAGUAUGUGCAGAUCCAGCUGCUUCAGCUCUAGUAUUAAUCUCUUCAGUGGGGCAUUGGGGGACCUGCCUUGCCAACGGCACCUUGGCGCGGUGGGCUUAUUGGUUAGUUUCUCUGGGGGGUGGGGGGGGGGGGCUCCAUCCUUUGUUCUGCAUGGACAGUAUUUCUGCAAAGGGAAGGAGACAUUUUAGGAUUGAACGGGUAAAUCACUGUUUUUGUAUAAAGUAAACUAUUUGGCUCCUGUAAGCACCUUGCGCAUUCCGAUGUAUUUAUGUUGUAAACUCUAUAAAUGUAUAUUCUGUAUAGAUGGCACCCUGGUCUGUAUGCACCUACCCUCUCAAUAAACAUGUUCUACAUUCUCACUG